GGGGGCCAAUGCCAAGAAGUGUGGUGGACAUUUCAUUUAGACAGCCUUACCAAUCCGACAGGCCGAGAGAGGUACGGAGUAUUUACCAUGAGGGUUCCUCGGGACGGCCCCGUCCUUUUUUUUUUCUGUUGGUGCCCACGGCUUCUUGCAUCUUGAUCUCUUGGGGGACUUGUCUUUUUUUGCUUUUUUAGCCCCAAGGCCCGUCGUCAACCCGGGGAUCCGACGGGAACCUGCAUUGUUCUUUUGUCAGCGGCGACGUGACUGGGAGACGAGUCAAAGUAAUAGUCUCCACUCGACGACAGCAGGCCAACAUGGCUCUCCUUGCCGUGCUCGCCCUCGCGCUUGGCUUGUUCUGUCGCCUCGGCGUCCAGCAGGAGAUAGACACGACGUACACGCAGGGCAAGAAUGGCGUGUUUUGGAUAUUUCCCACCGAGUUCCAGACCUUUAACACGCUCGACGUCGUCAACGUGACGUGGCGAUCGCCGUUCAAGAACCCCAAGCUCUUUACCUUUUGCAUCGACAAUGAUGUUGUCAAGCAACAAAAGGCGACGAAUGCAAACGACGCCGGCGACGGCUGGCUCCUGGUGAAGCUCGACUUUACCGCGACCGUGUCGUGCUGGUUCAACCUGCGACCGGGCGACGACGCCCAGGGCGGCGCCAACAGCCCACGCUGGGGCCUCCGGGACACUCCGAGGCCGCAGCUGACCACGAUCGGCAUCACGCCUACGCCCGAGCCGACCACCGGCGCCCCGUCGUCCACCUCGGCGUCGACGCUCUCGACGACCACGACGACCAGCGCGUCGCCCAGCUCCACCGCCCCGAGCGGCACCACCCCUGCAGGAGGCACGGCCGAGGGCGCCUCGGGAGGCGCAACCACCGACGGCGGCAGCGGCGGCGGCAGCAGCAGCAGCUCGGACGGCCUGUCGGUGGGCGCCAAGGCGGGCAUCGGCAUCGGCGCAGCGAUCGGGGCCAUAGGGCUGCUCGUCGUGGCAUUCUUCCUGGGCCGGCGGUCGUCGAAGCGCGGCCCCGACGCCGACGCCAGCCCGUCGAGCCAGCCGAGCGAGCUGCACACUAACACGCCCUCGGUGGCGCCGGCGCAACCGGCCACGGCCUACGGGGACGGGUGGACGCCGACGUACGAGGCCGAGUCCAAGACGCCCGUGACCUCGACUGGGUACUACCACCCGCAGCAGCUGCCGGCGGGGUAUGCGUACCAGCAGAGCUCGCCCGCGACGGUGACGUCGGAGCUCGGGACGGUCCACAACGCGGCGGAGCUGGCGGGGCAGUUGCCGCACGAUCGGGCGGCCGAGUUGUCGCACAACACGUCGCCGAACCGGGAUGUGGAGAAUCAAAAAUUCAUGCCGUGAUAGUUGGGCGAUAUGUUUUUUUCUUGCUUCAUGUAUACAAUCUUUUGGAUACUUUUUUGUCUAUGUAUUUGUCUGGGUUCUUUUGCGAAUGUGGUGUCGGGAGUGAUGGAGUAAUGGAGUGAGUGACUGGCGGCUGUGACUGGCAGCUGUGACUGGCAGCUGUGACUAGCGUCUGUGGCUAGCUGCGUGCAACCCCUGGCUAGCUUGCACGGGAGGCUGCAGGGCAGCAAGGAAUAACGCUGCAAUGCAGGCGACCAAGCAAGUGCCAAGAACUGUCGAGAUGUCCUUGUCGAGAUGUCCCUGGUGCCAAGACCAAGUUCUCAGCAUCGGUCUGGGUCCAAAGCCUUGACAUGCAAAACGGACUCUGGAUUAACACAAAGCAUUUUAUAUAAAGCUUGUCUAGAAUUGUCUAAAUAAUUCGAGGCAAAACAAAAGAAAAAAACGAAAGUGUGCAGCUAACAGCCGAUUGUAC
Pyricularia oryzae 70-15 is the source of this 1839-nucleotide messenger RNA. RefSeq lists its product as uncharacterized. The transcript has 2 exons. The coding region runs from base 312 to 1367 and encodes 351 amino acids. Lineage: Eukaryota; Fungi; Ascomycota; Sordariomycetes; Magnaporthales; Pyriculariaceae. The record is from RefSeq and is a predicted model, not a curated record.